This is a messenger RNA of Athene cunicularia (burrowing owl), 4601 nucleotides long. RefSeq names its product cereblon (gene CRBN). Gene Ontology annotation, biological process: protein ubiquitination. The transcript is spliced from 10 exons. The record is from RefSeq and is a predicted model, not a curated record. Gene Ontology annotation, cellular component: Cul4A-RING E3 ubiquitin ligase complex. NCBI's taxonomy places the organism in Eukaryota, Metazoa, Chordata, Aves, Strigiformes, Strigidae. Bases 30 to 1274 code for a protein of 414 amino acids.
CAGAGAGCGAGGAAGAGGAUGACAAUGAAAUGGAUGUUGAAGAUCAAGAUAGUAAAGAAGCUGAAAAGCCAAACAUCAUUAAUUUUGAUACCAGUUUGCCAACAUCGCAUGUGUAUUUAGGUUCUGAUAUGGAAGAAUUUCAUGGAAGAACAGUUCAUGACGAUGACAGCUGUCAGGUGAUUCCAGUGUUGCCCCACGUGAUGGUGAUGUUGAUUCCUGGACAGACGUUACCUCUUCAGCUUUUUCACCCUCAAGAGGUUAGCAUGGUGCGGAAUUUAAUUCAGAAAGACAGAACGUUUGCAGUUCUUGCAUACAGUAACGUACGUGAAAGGGAAGCACAUUUUGGAACAACAGCAGAAAUAUAUGCCUACAGAGAAGAGCAGGAGUAUGGAAUUGAAACAGUCAAAGUGAAAGCAAUAGGAAGACAGAGGUUCAAGGUGCUUGAAAUAAGAACCCAGUCAGAUGGAAUCCAGCAGGCUAAAGUACAAAUCCUUCCUGAGCGAGUGCUGCCUUCAACAAUGUCAGCAGUACAGCUGCAGUCUCUCAGCCGAUGCCAUAUAUUUCCAUCUUCGAAACCUACAGCAUGGCAAGACCAAGCUAUACAUCAAUGGUGGCAGAAAUAUCAAAAGAGGAAGUUUCACUGUGCAAGUUUGACAUCUUGGCCUCCCUGGCUCUACUCUCUAUAUGAUGCUGAAACCUUGAUGGAAAGAGUCAAGAGGCAGCUACAUGAAUGGGAUGAAAAUCUUAAAGAUGAAUCUCUUCCAACAAACCCAAUAGAUUUUUCUUACAGAGUUGCUGCUUGCCUGCCAAUUGAUGAUGCAUUACGUAUACAGUUGCUUAAAAUAGGUAGUGCUGUUCAGAGGCUGCGGUGUGAAUUAGAUAUUAUGAACAAAUGUACAUCUCUCUGUUGUAAGCAAUGCCAAGAUACAGAAAUAACUACGAAGAAUGAAAUAUUCAGUUUAUCCUUAUGUGGACCCAUGGCAGCAUAUGUGAAUCCUCAUGGGUACAUCCAUGAAACCCUUACUGUAUAUAAAGCCUGCAACUUGAAUCUCAGUGGACGACCAUCGACGGAGCACAGCUGGUUUCCUGGGUAUGCCUGGACUAUAGCCCAGUGCAGAAUCUGUGGGAACCAUAUGGGAUGGAAGUUCACAGCUACCAAAAAGGAUAUGUCACCUCAGAAAUUCUGGGGAUUGACACGGUCUGCUCUCCUGCCGCGGAUUCCAGAAACAGAGGACGGUUCAGGCCAGGAUAGAUCGCCGUUGCUCUGCCUGUAAUCGGGUAACCUGCUGUGGAGAUGAACAGGCAGUAGUCUGUCUCUUAAAUGCGUACACUCAGUUCUGCUUCUGAUGCUUACUUAAACUUUAAAAAAACCCAAGAACCCGCACCCACACACUAAAACCCACCAAACAAGCAGGCUCGCUACAUUUGGGUUUGGUGUACAUCCACAUUACUGUUGAGGCACAUGGAGAACUGAAGGCUGAAUCUUUAAAAUGACAGCUGAGGAGAGGAGGUGGCAUGAGACACCAAGAGAUUGAUCUGAUCCAUCUGGACAGACUUGAGACUGAACUUUCUCCUUCCUUGCAUAACUUCAGAACAUGUUUACUGCUAUCAACUUGCAGUGAAAGAAGGUGGGGGGAAACUAAAAUUACAAAUAAGCAGAGUAUAAUUUAUGCAAUAUAUGUAUGAUGGUAGAUAUGUUACUUGCUGCAGAGUAUUUUCCAUAAUACACUUAAAAAGUGUUUUUGCUGAGGACCCCUCUUUCUAACUAUGUGGAAUACUUCAAACUUUACACUCGUGCUGUUUCUUAGAUAUUUGCUAAAUAACCACCGAAGAGUGUACAAGACUGAAGUCUUUUCUGACUGCUCCUGUGUUGGUAAUGUCAGUGGCAGUGCUGUAGCUGGCAGAAGUGUUCCUGCUGCCUGCAGCUGGAGCAGCUGCAUUACAGGAUGCCCUUUGAAGGAACCCAGGGCAAGUAUUUGGUCCUUACAAGUUGUCUGAUCUAUUUAGUCUGUUCGACUUCAGAAGUGUUAAAAUAUUUAUUCAAAAUAUGCAGGUCAGUCCCAGAUCUUAAAACUACAUUGUCAUUUACUGUUGAACGUGCUUACAUGUGCUUUUCAAAAUUAUUUCUGUGAAGAUCAGUUUAUGAGCAAACACGUGCAGGGUUGUAUGAAGUACGCUGUAAAAUACAUAACUGACAGUUGUUCAGUAGUAUUUACUUUGACAAGGGGGAGGCAACAUCUUUUUUUUUCCCUUUUACACUUUCUUAUCAUAAUGUGAAGUUUUACAUUAUCACCCCCUUACCUUACAAACAGCAAAAGUUUCUAAAUAAAAGAUAAAAAGGGCAGUGCUUUUUUUUUCUUUUCUCUGAAGUGCUGUCUAUGCUACAGAAAUUGGGUGCCAAAAUGAGGCACUCUUUGCCACUGAUUUAUUGUGCUUUUUUUCCCUCAGAAUGCACUUUGAUAAAAACUGAAGAUUUCUUCAGUGUGUGUGUGUGUGUGUGUGUGUGUGUGUACCUACACACUUGUUUUUCUUUUGAAGCUUUAUCAUUCACUCUUUAUUUCUUCAAGUAAAUCUUUAAGAACUUGUAUUGUCAAAUACACAAACCACAAAACUCCUUAAGAUUUAAGACAUCAGCCACUGCUUGCUUGUUCUCAAUCAUGCUGCUACACCAAAGGUAUGUAGCAUGGACAGAUCACUCCCACAAAAGGCCGAGUCAGCUGCUCUCCACGAAACAAGUGGCUGAUUUAAAAGGGAGCGUGGUACCUGCUAUGGUGCAGCUGAAAGAAUACCCAGAUGUGAAGAGAUGCCGGGUGCUGAAAGGCUGUUAGGGUAGUUUAUCAUGUUAGGUGUGUAGAAACUAAUGAUUGUGUAACUCAGGUUUAGUUCUUUGGAGCCUUCUACCUCUGUGCUUCUGUGAUAAGUUUUGUUCUCUCCGUAGACAUCUUUAAUGCUGUGUUGUUUAAUUUUGUGUGCAGUGCUCUGACUUGCCAGUGAACUGUGAAAAGCAAUACUACUUUGAAUAUAAUUCUGAACAAAUAGAGGGUGAAUGAUGGCUCAUUUUCUUCAAGAAAACAUUUUGUAUUUUGAUUAUGUUUCUGUAAUAAGCUUUCAAAAGGCUGAAAUGAUAAGCACUAGUGUGAGAGUGAGACUGUGAAACCUCUGUACUUGGAUAACCACUGAAUCAUACUUGGCUUUCCCCUCCCGCCCUGCACACGCACCCACACACCAACUCACAACACACAUGUGCAUGCACACACACAUGGCUUAGCUGUAGGCUUGGCUUAUUUUUUCCCUCAAAGAUAACUAGUAUCUCUUGUUUCUGUUACCCUCAGUAGGACUCCUUAGUGGCAAGAAGUAUGAGGGUGCUUUAAAGUACCUUCUGCUGCCUUUCAGUGGAAGUAUUCACUGAGGGUAUUGAUUAGCGAGGCUUUGAAAAUGUUUGUUUUCUCAGCUGUCACUGAACUUCAUUAAGGUCUUUGGCCGAGUCUUUUGGACUGCCUCAAAUUAAAAUGGCAUUAUGCUGGCAAUGUUUGAAUAUAAAUUAGGCAGAUUUUUGGUAUUGUGUAUAUAUAGUCAAAUGUAAACUAAUAUAAUCAAGUGAGAUAAGUCAGGAGUAAAUUUAGCACUAAUUUAAUUUUAUUGUUGAUGAUGUCCCAUCUGCUUAACCUUCUGUGUGAUGUUUGCUAUUUCAAAGUCUGUGACACUUUCCAGGUUGAGAACAAUUGUGAUUGCAGUUGCAGAUGAUGAAUCCUGCCGCGGUGAAGCUGGCCAUCACAGUGCUACAUGUGUGCGUGCUUAAAAUGUACAGGACAGGUGGGGCGUCGUGAAUGGUUCUGCACAUUGGUUGAAGUUUUCUGCGUGUCUUUUCUCCUUUUUGGAGAGAAAACUACUGGACUGGGAUUGUGGAAAAUGAUUGCUGACAAAUAUGGUCAUCAUAAGCUUUUGAGAGCUAAAUCACAUUUUACAAGAAUUUCCUGGUUUUACUGCAUUCAUUGGUUGGUAUGUAGUUUCAUGUAUGUAUUAAUCCAAUUGAUCUGCUGGCUGCUGCCAGAAGGGGUUAUUUUUUUUCUCUUUUCUCCCACCAUAAUCUCUGCCUUUCUGACAUGAGAGUUGGGAUUGAUGUCCUGGCUCCUGGUGGAGGAAGGAGGGACAAACAGGCAUCUUGUGGGGACAGAGGAGGGACUGCCCUGCUCAGCAGCAGGUCCUGGCUGCAUUGGAGUACAUGUAGCAUAGAAGUGCUCAUUUUCAAGCCGUCAUUAACAAUAGCAUAAAGACGUCAUACAAUCGGAGCCUGUAAUAUUGCAAAUUUUCGUAUAUUUUAGUUUAGUUUUGAUGAAUAGGUAGAAUCACAUAGGACACUUGCACACUGGGUUUAAAAGAUGUUCAAAUACUCUACCAUUUGUUUUUUAAUAAUGCUAUUUUUGUAUGUGCUACAAAUCAUUUUGUUUCUCAUUGUUUUUUCACCUUUGUUUAAUUGCUUUGUAAAAGCCGUGAAAAGGGUAGCACGUUCUCUGCUUUAACUCUUCCUUUGUCUGCCUUUUGAGACAAAAUUUUCAGAAAAAUCUUGUUGCUCGCAAACAUUUGCAAAGAAUAAAAUUCAG